Molecule: messenger RNA, 1327 nt
Organism: Sorex araneus (European shrew)
Lineage: Eukaryota; Metazoa; Chordata; Mammalia; Eulipotyphla; Soricidae
Product: KH domain-containing, RNA-binding, signal transduction-associated protein 3-like
Biological process (GO): regulation of alternative mRNA splicing, via spliceosome
Cellular component (GO): nucleus
Molecular function (GO): mRNA binding
Source: RefSeq, a predicted model, not a curated record
GCCGGGGUGUGCCGCCGCCCGGCCGCCCGCCCGGCUUGGCUCCGCCGCGCCGCGGGCCGCCGGCAGAGUCUUGGAGGGGCGGUUUCGCGCCGCGGGGGCGCGCGCGCCGGCUCCGGGUGGGGGGCGCCGGGCCGCCGCUGCCCGCCCGCCCGCCUCGUCUCCAGGUCCCGGGCCCCUGCGGCGGGCGAGCAUGGAGGAGAAGUACCUGCCGGAGCUGAUGGCGGAGAAGGACUCGCUGGACCCCUCCUUCACGCACGCUCUGCGGCUGGUGAACCAAGAAAUAGAAAAGUUUCAAAAAGGAGAAGGCAAAGAUGAAGAAAAGUACAUUGAUGUGGUGAUUAAUAAAAACAUGAAACUGGGACAGAAAGUGUUAAUUCCUGUAAAACAGUUUCCUAAGUUCAACUUUGUGGGGAAACUUUUGGGUCCACGUGGCAAUUCUCUGAAGCGUUUACAAGAAGAAACAUUGACAAAAAUGUCUAUACUUGGGAAAGGAUCCAUGAGAGACAAAGCAAAGGAGGAAGAGUUGAGAAAAAGUGGAGAAGCCAAGUACUUCCACCUCAAUGAUGAUCUGCAUGUUUUAAUUGAAGUUUUUGCCCCGCCAGCGGAAGCAUAUGCCCGGAUGGGACAUGCCUUUGAAGAAAUUAAAAAGUUCCUCAUUCCUGACUAUAAUGAUGAAAUCAGGCAAGCACAGCUCCAGGAAUUAACAUAUUUGAAUGGUGGUUCAGAAAACGCAGACGUCCCAGUUGUCCGAGGGAAGGCUACCUUGCGUACUAGAGGCUUGCCAACCCCAUCCAUAACCAGGGGAAAGGGAGGAGUCACAGCCCGGCCGGUUGGAGUUGGUGUACCAAGAGGUACCGCCACCUCCAGGGGUGUUCUUUCUGCUCGAGGACCAGUGAGUCGGGGAAGAGGACUUCUCACUCCCCGAGCAAGAGGCGUUCCCCCUACUGGCUACAGACCACCCCCACCACCACCAACACAGGAGACCUACGGAGAUUAUGACUAUGACGAUGGAUAUGGCACCGCUUACGAUGAACAGAGUUACGAUUCCUAUGAUAACAGCUAUAGCACCCCAACCCAAAGUGGUGGUGAUUACUAUGAUUAUGGACACGGGCUCAAUGAAGAGAGUUACGAUUCCUAUGGGCAAGAGGACUGGACUAAUUCAAGGCAUAAGGCACCGAGGACCACGAAGGGCGUCUACAGAGACCAGCCAUAUGGCAGAUACUGAUUGUACUGUCUGAUGUUGUGAAAUAGCCAGUCUCCACCAGUCCCGUAUACUGUUCAAAGUAAUUUUUUUUCUAUUAACAAUCCCUUUUUAAAUAAAUCAAAU